Molecule: messenger RNA, 114 nt
Organism: Colletotrichum orchidophilum
Lineage: Eukaryota; Fungi; Ascomycota; Sordariomycetes; Glomerellales; Glomerellaceae
Exons: 2
Coding region: 1-114 (37 amino acids)
Source: RefSeq, a predicted model, not a curated record
AUGUCGGCCAAGAAGGAAUCGAUCAAGGAGAAGGUCAGAAACCAAGCAUCCCAUAGCGGCCAACAACACGAAAGCAUCAAGGUUGGUGAAAUCCCUUACGGAUGUGUCAUCUAA